Molecule: messenger RNA, 2820 nt
Organism: Didymella exigua CBS 183.55
Lineage: Eukaryota; Fungi; Ascomycota; Dothideomycetes; Pleosporales; Didymellaceae
Exons: 6
Coding region: 1-2820 (939 amino acids)
Biological process (GO): protein phosphorylation
Molecular function (GO): protein kinase activity; ATP binding
Source: RefSeq, a predicted model, not a curated record
AUGACACCGGUGUUCUCGGACAAGCAGUAUGACUAUGACUUACCGAGCGAUUGUAUUCUGCCUUUCACCAAGGAUUACGAUGCCUCAAAAACCGGGGCUUUCGCAUCGGUUUCAAAGAUUCGAAUCCAUCCAGAAAACCAAGAAGGUUUGGAAACACAGCAUAGUCCCAAUGCGGUGGCAAUCAGUCAGGCGAUCGAACAACUGAGAGGCCUCGCCGAUGGUCUGGAUCACCUUCACAAUCCCAGAAUAGCUGAAAAGGACCUGGAGGUGCCUCGAAAUUCUCCCGAUGUAGAUCGCGUUGACAGCAUCAGACACGGUGAUCUUAAACCACAGAAUAUCCUCCGGUUCUUGGACAAAAGAAGUAUGGGACACGCACGAACACGAUCAGAGCUCGGGGUCCUGAAAAUAGCUGAUAUGGGUCUUGCGAAGCGGCAUACCAUCGUGACAGAACUCCGAGAUCAGGACACAAGUCAAAGAUAUGGCACAAUUCGAUAUGAAGCACCCGAAGUUCUAUCUAAACGAGGUCGGUCACGGCUGUAUGAUGUAUGGUCCAUGGGUUGUCUCACUUUGGAGUAUAUCAUAUGGCUCCUUCAUGGUCACGACACUCUCGAGAAGUUUCGCUUUCAAAUCAUAGGAGAUACGCAGUAUUCUUCGACACAGUUCUUCCAGAUCUCUGGGGCAGGGGAAGCGCCACAAAUUCACCCAGUUGUGGCUGCUUGGAUCGAUCAUAUACUACGUUUCGACCCAGAAUGUUCACAGGAUAGUGCUAUCAAAGAUCUCCUGGAGAUAGUUCGCAAAAAGUUGUUGGUCGUCACUUUGAAACCAAACAGAAUGGGUGACAGGGAUAGCUCAAUGUUUCUUCGACCAAAGCGCGAUGGCGACGAGAAUCCACUGUAUCGCGCUACCGCGGCCGAAUUUCGAGGAUCUCUGGAUAAGAUUCUCAACAAAAUAUUAAUAAAGGGAACGAAGUACUUACAAAUAUGGGAGCAUCUAGUAUACAACGUAUUCGCCGAAGAGUUCAUCGAAAAAAUCGGCGCUUCGGCCCUUGCACCCCCAGAAGGUCCUCGCGCAAGGCUUUGUCAGCGCUGCACGGACUUGGACUUUUGGAUAGGAGGCUUCAGUUUCGAGGACUCGUGGACGUCUCUAGCGGAGCUAGCACAACGGUGUAAUUUAUGUGCGCUAAUUCUUCGUGUUCAGGACGGUCGGGAACAUAUUACAAUCGAACGGCAUCAAUCGACUUUGGAGUUGGCAGGAUCUGAGCUCCCCAUUCUCUCCAUAUUCAGAAGUCCAAGUAACAUCGACAAUUCCACGCCGAUUCAAAUGGGCUCUCCUACGCUUCCCAACCCAGAAACGGAUGGAUUCUUUGACCUCCUUAAAUUUUUGCUGGACAACUGUGAUCUUAAGCAUGAAGACUGCGGUCGUAAAUUAUCGCUACAGUCAUCGUUGGAUCUACCUACAAGGUUGAUUGACGUCGGGACACUGAAGACCCCUCAACUACGUCUUGUCAAGAGAAGAGACGGUGCUUACACAUCUGCUAGAUACGUCUUUCUCUCACACAUAUGGGGCGACACUUCGCAGAUUGUACCUUUUGUCACUCUUCGUCAAGAUCCGACCUCGGGCCGCGACAUCGAUCACUUCAAAAAAGUUAUCCCAUAUGAUCUGCUGCCCCGCAAUUUCCAAGAUGCGGUCAGGUGUACGCGAGCUCUGGGGAUUCGCUAUCUCUGGAUUGACGCGGAUACCUUUGGCGGUGCAUACUGCGCGCUAGCAGCGACGCGUGCUACAGGUCAGAACGAUGGCUUCCUUGGUUUCAGAUUACAGAGUGCAUUUGUCACAAUUCAGCGCAAGGGAGAAGAUCCUUUUUACAUCAGUGAGUGGAUUGACGACUUCCAGAGACAUGUCAUCGAGGGCAGUCUCCAUCGACGCGGUUGGGUCCUUCAAGAACGCGCGCUCGCGCGUCGAACAAUUCACUUUACAGAACGUCAGACCUACUUCGAAUGCGGGAACGGCGUCCGAUGCGAAACACUAGCCAGCCUGCACAACACCAUGACGGACUUUCUUCGAGACCCGAACUUCCCAGAGAAGAUAAUGCGACACUCGCGCGCUGCGCAAAUCGAAUCCUUCCAGAGCCUCUACAGCCUGUACUCCCGUCUCUCAUUUGUAAGAUGGGAGGAUCGACCGGCCGGCAUCGCAGGACUUGAAAAGCGGAUUCUACGAGCCCUCGGCACCAAGGGGGGUUUCGGCAUUUUUGACGAUGGCGACAAAUCCCAGCGCGAAUCAUUCCACCGAAGCGUACUGUGGUACCGUGGCGCAGAGGAGGAGUUCAGAGAUGGCCUCAAAACCAUCGACUUCCCGGCCGAUAGACACAUUCGUGUGCCGAGCUGGUCGUGGAUGGCCUAUAGCGGGGGGGUUGACUACGUCGACGUUCCCGGAGAUACCGUAGACUGGGAGUUCGACAAUAUAGCAGGGCCCUGGACCCGAGACUCUAUUACUACCUCGAAUCCAGCUCUUCAAAAUAGUGCUAUGGCAAUACCAGCCAUUGUACGCGACUUCAACGUGGGUAAACAACUCAGAGGUGAAGUUGACCUCAGGUACGAUAUGGCAAGGACAGCUGAAGCCGAUGGACAUCGUCCGCAAUGUGUGAUUGUGGCAAAGGACAAGCGUGAAAGAUCAGAAAUGAAGAAACGCUAUUACAUGCUGCUUGUGGUACCAAAACGAUCGAUGGCUGGUCGUGAUAGGAACUUCUACGGGCGUAUCGGUGCGGGCUACAUGAUGGGCAAAUACAUCAACCUGGACUCAGGCACCAAGGUUGAGAUACAGUAG